This is a messenger RNA of Bombus huntii, 2660 nucleotides long. RefSeq lists its product as uncharacterized. The record is from RefSeq and is a predicted model, not a curated record. The transcript is spliced from 9 exons. Bases 1 to 1587 code for a protein of 528 amino acids. NCBI's taxonomy places the organism in Eukaryota, Metazoa, Arthropoda, Insecta, Hymenoptera, Apidae. Gene Ontology annotation, molecular function: protein binding.
AUGUUAUGUUUCAUCUUUCCUCUGUUUCACCUUUCUGUUUACGUUUUACUCUUAAGAGCUUACGAAGAAACGCUUAAAAUAAUGACUGCAAAAUACAGGCAAGGAAAAAGACACGAUGUCGAAGAAUUUUUAAAGAAGAAUUGCACAGAAUGGUCGAAUAACUCGGAUAGCAACAUUAGCGGAUACAUUGAUAAUCCAAAGAUAAAAUUGAAAACUUUGCCCCAAGCUCAGGGAAAAGAAAUAAAUAAGGUUAUUGAUGACUUAAAAGCCGCGUUACCAAAUAUAACUCCCAAAGAAAUAAGAAGGUUUUAUAUGCCAUAUCAUGAGGCGAUACUUCUCGAGUUUAAAGAACAGGGAUACCAACAAUCAUUUGAUUAUAUGACAGAACUUCUAGGUUUCGAUGAAAAAAUUUCAGAAAAAACGCCUGGCUCGUUAUCAUGGAAAAAACCAUCUUUGAAAGAUCAACAAGAUUUUAUAAACUAUUUGACAAAUGGAUUUAUUGCGUCUGAAAAGAGUAAGAGAAAAGGUGACUACUUUGCACAAGCAACGACACUUUUAGAUAUGGCUCUGUUCUUUCAAUCGAAAACGUGGGAAUGGUGGUGGAUAGCCGACCAUCUCUAUCAAUUUGCUCUUUCAGUUGCGAAAUUGAUAGACGGUGAUGAUGCUAAAACAAUCACGUUGAUACGUUAUUUAUACGGUCGAUUUCUUUGUCACGAAUUACAGAAUCCAACAGAAGCUCUAGAUCAUCUGAACAAGGCGCGAAAGGACUCAGAAAAUAAAACAUGGAACGCAUCGGCAAAAUUGGAAAUAAAGCAACAUUGUAUCUUCAAAGAAUGCAACAUUCUUUUGUAUAAAACUCUAUUGAUUUUCGUUCGCACGGAACGUCUUCAAAAUCCCCAGUCCGCUUUGAAAGCCUGCAUUGAAGCUAAAGAAAGAGCAACCGAUGCUGGAAACAUUGAAUAUACAAAUGAAGUCCUUUACGAGCUCGGGAAAUGUUACAUCGCUGUAAACGAAAUUAAAAACGCGUUGCAAACUUUUUCGAAGCUAUUAGCUCUCGCCAAGAGAACUUCGGAUAUCGAGGGUGUUUGUAAUGCGCACAUGGAAUUAGCUUUUGCGUACAAACAUCUAAGCGACAGUGACUACACGGAAAAACAUUUGCGAAUGUGCCGAGAAAACGCUGAAAAUUUCGGUCUCCUGGAAAAGCUCGCCGAUGCACACUAUUACACGGGCGAACACUAUUUGAGUCAGGGAAAGUUAUAUUUAUCUACCAAACAUUUGGAAAACGCACUAAACCUAUACAGUAGACUUGAUUUGACUCACGAAGCUGAUCAAGCAAGAUGUAUUGCAGGAAUUUCUAAAGGGCAAGAAAGAAUCCAGAAAUAUAUCGAUUUGUUACUACGAUGCGGUGAAUAUGAUGAAAAUGCAACGUUGAAACUUUGUCGGUGGAAAAGCUACAGAGAGAUCUUUUGGAUUGAGGAAACCUUUGAUACAAAGUUAGACUUAGAAAUCCAACAUGAAAAUUCGGACACGCUUUCAUCGUCGUUGUCUUCUACACUUCACAACGAUCAAGCAACAUCGCGACUCUAAAACUCCAUAUGUAAUAGUUAUUGAUUAAUAAAAUUUAUUACUACAAGUAUCCCAUUUUUUCUUUUAUUUCACCUUAUACUUAUCUAACUUUAUAUUUAAAUAUAAGAACUUCCUGUUCCUCAUUACAAUGUCGCGGAAAUCAUAAACAAGCGACUUGUUUAUAGUUAGACUCAUCCUUAAAUAAUAUUCUCAAAAAAAUUAAUGAAAUAAUUACGUAAAAAAUAUAAAGAUAAGAUAACAAAAUCAAGACAAAAACAACGACGAUGUACGGCGAGCUUAUAAUGCGAGAUUUUUAGUGAAGUUAAUUCGUUUGACGAAUGCGUUAGUACGUAUGAUCAAUUUAUAAUAGCAAGAUUUAAAAAACUGUAGACUUCUAAAGUAAUUUAAACAAUUAAAUAGGACAAAUAAGAAAUAUCAAAUUAAAAAUAUUAUGGGCUAUGAGGUCAUUGUACUAAUAAAAUAGUAAUAAGUCUUGUGGUUACAUUGCACACAAACAACUAUUCAAUUCUUACUUGUUGUCAUAGAAAAAUUAGAAAAAAUUAAAAAAGGUUUAAUAGAAUUAAGUAAUUAGAAAUUAAUAUUAAAAUUGGCCAGGUUAUACAGAAAUCUACCAACCCUCAAAAUAAUAAAAGAUUAGUUAAACACAUUACAGAUCCCAUAAUAUUAUAACCUUUAUUUUGCAAAAAAUAGCCAACCCAUAGAACGACUCUUACACUAUAUAAUUAUUAAAAUUACCAAGCCAUAGAUCUAUUUUAAGCUUAUAAUUAUUUUACAGAAAACUUCCAAACCUUAUAUUAAUUAUACUAUUCACUAUUAAAUAAGCCAUUGAAAAACAUUAUAAAAGAACAAGAAAUAAAAUAUAUCCAAAAGAAAUAAAUCUAUUUCCGUUUUUUAAAUUAGACUUUCCAAACUAUAUUUUUCUCAAUUUUAGACCAUCGAGGAUUGGUAGCAGUCUGCACAACUUGGCCCAAAUAUCUCCAAUUAAUGUGCAAUGGUAAAUUAUUUAGAACCUGCAUACAACAUGUUUCUUGCUUAUCUUACUAAAAAAAAAAAAAAAAAACAGAAUGUAAAAA